AUGCUUAGCCUUUCCGCAGACUGCGUUUACGAAAUCUUAAAAUAUGUAGAGGAGGAUAUCAAAACUGGAAAAGUUUCGGUCGCAUUAUUUACGGCGCUAUUUUCAUGCUUAGAAAAAGACAUCAAACGAUUUUUUUACGAAUGUAAUAUUCAUCCAUUCGAUUUAUCAAAGCGAGAGGAUUUUUUUAAUGAAGCUUUAUUUCAAUACCCAAAAUAUGGUAGAAGUCUUGACCUUAAAAAAUUAAGUACAAUUAUUGGCCAUCAAUUUUCAAGUGAGGAUCAUAAAGUUCUCGUCAAUCAAGAAAUUUUAAAGAUGAUAUUAUCAAAAAGUCGUUCAAUUAAAAAGAUAAUUAUGUUGGGAAUUGAAGCACCUUAUCCGUUAUCAAAUUGCCUUUGGGCUGACGAUUCUUUAUCACAAUUGGUAGAAUUGCAAUGCGACUGUGACGACGCUCUAUUCUACUUUGGACUGGCGAGACAUUGUCGAAAUAUCGAAAAGUUGGAUGUUAUUUGUGGAGCUGACAACUUGGGAUUAACGUCAUUGAUCGAAUUACAAAAUUCUUUAAAAUCUUUACGUUGUGAAGCUUAUGAUAAUUUGCAUGAAUUUGGGAAAGCUUUAUCAAAAUAUCAAUCAACUUCACUACUUGAAUUGGAAAUAUUUGAAGGUAAAUGUAUUCCAAUCGAAUUCUUCUCUUCAUUUAUCAAUUUGAAGAGAUUGAAAAUCGGAUAUAUUGAGGAUAUUUGUGAUCCAAAAGACCUACACGCCUUGGAGUAUACCAUAUUACCAAAUUUAGAAUUUUUAUCAGCCGACAUUGAACUUCCUCGAUUAAACAUCUUGACGAGAUUGAUAUCAAGUACCAUUGGGAAUCUUACCCACAUCUUUCUUGGUUCUUACAUACCGGAGGAUGCUACUCAGCAAAUCGAACCCUAUCAUAUGACUAUUUCAAACCAUUGUCCAAACCUUUAUUAUGUUUCAACAUUUUUUUACGAAGGUAAUGGGAAUAGUUCUUUUGGAUUAGAAGAAUUAAUUAGAUCUUGUAAUAAAUUAAGAGGAAUUAUCUUCAAUGCGCUAUCGAUGAAUUCAAGUGGCUUUGAUUUAUUUAACUUGGUUAGAAGGUUUGCUCCGAGUUCUUUAUGUGAUAUUAAAAUUGUUGGGAAUUGUGGAUUAAAAUCUUGUUAUUUGGAAUGGUUUUUGGAAUCUUGGAGAUCAAGACGACCUUUGUCUUUAAGCAUAUCCGAAGAUGUUUAUGAGCUAUCGGAAAAAUUGGAACGGGUCAAGAAUAAAUUCUUGGAUUUUACUUAUGCUACUUCCGAAAAAUUUCCAGAUUUAAAAAAUUUUGCCGGAAAAUUCGGAAAUUUUGAAAAAGAUUAUGCGUUAGCAUGA
Funneliformis caledonium is the source of this 1380-nucleotide messenger RNA. NCBI's taxonomy places the organism in Eukaryota, Fungi, Glomeromycota, Glomeromycetes, Glomerales, Glomeraceae. The record is from the annotation of a GenBank genome assembly.